AUGGAGUUCUCAGGGUGUCCCCCUGACCAAGUCAGGGAGGUGACCCAGAGGGAUGCUGGCACAGGGUUUGUCCCCGAGCCCUACGACAGCUUCAUGUGCAGCCACCUGCGCUACUAUGGCUACUUCCGAGGUGAGCCCUGCCCACGGGGACUUGUCCCCUUCUGUCCCCUCCAACUGCUGGGGCUGCAGCCAUGCUCUCCCCAAGGCCAGAAGAACGCCAUGUCCCUGGGGGACCCCUCUGAGCAGCACCCCACCAAGGCAUCCAGCACCCGCAGUGUCCACACCAGCUGCCCGAGGCAUCCCAGGCAAGAGCCGAGCUUCCCCAGGCAUGGUGCCUCCAUCCCCUCAGCACAGUGUCGUGAAGAGCUGCAGGCUCUCUUUGGCUGCCCCUCGCCGUGGGGCCCCCUGCCUGCUCCUCGCUGGCCUGUCGAGUGUGAAGUCAUCAAAGAGACUGUGGAGCACAUCGAGUGGGUGCCUCCUGAACCGGAGCCCUUCUGCCAGCCCAUGGGUCCUGAGCUGGCCCCAGCUGCUCUCAGUGAGGAGCAGGGCACUGUUGUCUACCACCUCAGCCCAGCACCCCGAGGCUCCUGCUUCACCCGUGCUCGUGUCGGGGGGGCCCCGGGCCCCCUCUCCUCACCUGCAGCCCCCUUGGAGGGGCCCCACGACACGACGCUGCUCUUUGAGUCUCGCUUCGAGAGCGGCAACCUCCAGGAAGCCAUCAAGGUGGGACCCUACGAGUACCUGCUGCGGCUGCGGCCGGACCUUUACACCACCAAACACACCCAGUGGUUCUACUUCCGCGUGCAAAACACCCGGCGGGGGCCCCUCUACCGCUUCACCAUCGCCAACAUGGCCAAGCCCAAGAGCCUCUACGGCCAGGGCCUGCGCCCGCUGCUCUACUCCCAGCGCGACGCCCAGACCCGCGGCAUCGGCUGGCGCCGCGUCGGGGACCACGUCUGCUACCGACGGGGCGGCGACGGCCGGGAGCCGGCCCCCUCCUGCCUGUCCUGGUCGUCACGCUUCCCCCACGACGCCGACACCUGCUUCUUCGCCCACUCCUACCCUUACACCUACUCGGACCUGCGGCGCUACCUGCGGGCGCUGGCGGCCGACCCGGGGCGCCGGCGGUACUGCGCGGUGCGGGCGCUGUGCCGCAGCCUGGCCGGCAACCCGAUCUACCUGCUGACCGUCACCCACCCUGCCGCGGCGCCCACCAGGCCGGCGGUGGUGCUGAGCGCCCGCGCCCACCCCGGCGAGAGCGGCGGCUCCUGGGCCAUGCAGGGCUUCCUUGAUUUCCUCCUCAGCGCCCACCCCGAUGCCCAGCUCCUGCGCCGCCUCUUCGUCUUCAAGGUGGUGCCAAUGCUCAACCCUGACGGGGUGGUGGUGGGCAACUCCCGCUGCUCCUUGGCGGGCGGCGACCCCAACAGGGCUUACGGGACAGCGCUCCGCGGCUCCUUCCCUGGCGUCUGGCACCUGCGGACCAUGGUUGAGAGGGUGCUGGCGGAACGGGAGGUGGUGCUGUACUGUGACUUCCACGGGCACAGCCGGAAGAACAACGUCUUCAUGUACGGCUGUGAGGGUGGCAGCGGGGCACGGCUGUGCCAACGCCUCUUCCCCUUGAUGCUGAGCAAGAACGCCCCCGACAAGUUCUCCUUCCCCAGCUGCAAAUUCAAGGUGCAGAAGAGCAAAGCAGGGACAGGCAGGGUGGUGAUGUGGCACCUGGGGAUCACCAACAGCUACACCAUGGAGGUGGCUUUCAGCGGCUCCACCAUGGGUGGAAGGAGCUCACACUUCACCGUGCAGGACCUUAAGUCACUGGGCUACCACCUCUGUGACACUCUGCUUGACUUCUGUGACCCCGACCCUGCCAAGCUCCAGCAGUGCUUGUCCGAGGUGGAGACGCUGCUGUGGCAGCAGCUGGGCCGAGAGCCAGGAUCUGGUGGUGGCUGGAGUGAUGUCCCCACGUCAGAGCUUGAGUCUAGCACCAGUGGCUCUGACAGCUCCGUGUCUGACGGGCCCCCAGCUCAUCCCCACUGCCCGGAGCAGCUGGUGGAGCCACAGAGGAGGAAGCGGCUGCAGAGGCGGAGAGCGAGGACUGCCCUGCACCGGGCAGGCAGCAGCUACCGGCACCGUGCCAGCAUCCCCUGUCACUCGGGUCCCACUGCCGCCGUGGUCCCUCAGGGCCCGGUUCCCACGGUGCCGCCUCCCCCUCGGUUUCCAUGGCGCUGCGGUGAGGCCCUCCCCCCGCCCCGUGACCGGCAGCCGUCGGCGGGCGCGCCGGAAGUACCGUGGGUCGGGCGGAAGCGGAAGCGGCGGCGGCGGUGUCCUUCUGGGCCGUGA
This is a messenger RNA of Dryobates pubescens (Downy woodpecker), 2340 nucleotides long. RefSeq names its product AGBL carboxypeptidase 2 (gene AGBL2). The record is from RefSeq and is a predicted model, not a curated record. Bases 1 to 2340 code for a protein of 779 amino acids. NCBI's taxonomy places the organism in Eukaryota, Metazoa, Chordata, Aves, Piciformes, Picidae. Gene Ontology annotation, molecular function: zinc ion binding; metallocarboxypeptidase activity. Gene Ontology annotation, biological process: proteolysis. The transcript has 13 exons.